UGAAAAAAAUGUAAAAAAACAGAUUAUUUCACAUUCUUCUACUUUGAUGUUGUUCGAUAUUUCGAUGAUUCUGAUAGUGCAUCACGAUUGGUUGGCCAUCCAAAGGUGUGAUUUACACUUACCACGAUUCAUAGGGUUUACGCACGUCGUGUUAUACCCCACGAUUCGUCGCGUAUUCGGUGUCGCACCCCGGAAAGCGCGCAUGCGCGAUUCGUGGCGCUUUCAAUUCACCAAACGACAUUCGUCAGUUGCGCUCCGACACCGACGACGUAAAGGUCGUUUCUCCCGCUUUUCGAUCCCUUCCCUUCGCCGGCGCGACGAGUAACCAUGUGACCUUCGCUCUCAUCGAUAUUUCGUUCGAGUAUGGAUGAUCCGUGACGCGCGAUCGAACAGGUAUCCUUCGAUUCGUUUCGUAAACUCGACAAUGUAAAGAUGGAAUUCGGUUCGAGUAAAGUUUGAUCGAGUUUCGAAUUGUGCAGCCGAGGAUCGGCCACGUGGAAAUGUAACCGUCGAAUGACCGAGAAUUUUGUGUACGGUAAAAAGGAUGCGAGUGACGUUUGCCGUUGUGGAUGCGGACCACAGGACUUUUUUGAGGUUAUGGUCACGUGAGUAGAAAAGCGGUAAAAGUGGUACACGGUUUUUCGCGCGUGAUCACGGUCGGUACGUGAUGUUAUUAUGUGAAACAAUGCGGUGGGGUGAUGGAUCGUGUGAUUUAUUGCGAUGCAAGUUGUUCGUUCUUCUGGUUCUGGUCGGUUGCAGCGAUGGAUACUUGAAUAUCUUUAUCAGCCAGUCCCAGGUUAUGAAACUGUUGGGUCUAAAAGCCGAGCUAUACUACGUGAGGGAAGGAGUGGUUAACACGUACGCAAUGAACUUCGUCGUUCCUGUGCCCGCCAACAUCGCCGAUCUCGAGUUCUCCUGGCAGAGCCUCGCCGGACACCCGUUGCCGUACUCGAUGGAGUUGGAUUACGACGUGGUAGGUGUUCCAGGGGGUGUCGGCCCCGGGAUGAUGGCGCUACUGCCGCCCAGGGUGAACGUCUCCGCCAGGGGAGAGGUGCCCGUCACACUGCAGGUGUUCAGGAUCAGGCUGCCGUGCUCGGGCCUGGCGAGCGCCGAGAUCCCGUUGGCGUUGAGGCUGAACGUCACCGCCCCGCCCGCCACCAAAUACAACGACACCGUCCUCGUGUUCAAGAGGAACAAGAUUUGCUUCAAAGGAGUGCAAGCACCUCCGAGGAACGAUUCGGUACGUUUGGAGCCAGGACCUCUAAGCGGCGCUGGAGCGCUAUACGUCGCUGCGACAUGUGCGUGCGCCUUGAUACUAGUGGUGGGGAGCGUGGCAAGCGCACUCUACAUUCGCAACAGCAAGGCUCGAAUACAAGAAUCGCAGAAAACGCUGCCCUGCUGCAGCUAUUCGGCGGCGGAAACCGGCGGCCUGGCGAGAAGUUCCGUCCUGGUCAGGGUCGACCCACGGCCCGGAAGCGCCAAUUCAGGGAGCUACGCGACCAUCGCCGACCUGGAGCCGCUGUACGCGAGACCGUGCGGCUCCAGGGCGAGUUACUACGCCUCCAGUCACGUCACGCAUCUCAGCCAGUCGACCGAUCCUUGCGAGAAGGCGAGGGCACUCGCCGUGUCGAGGUCCGCCCUCUAUUGUCGCAAUCUCGUGCAGGAGGGCACCUUCGGUCGGGUCUACAAAGGCACGUUGGAAUUGGCCGGCAGGGAGCAAGAAGUCAUCAUAAAGACGGUCACAGAAGUGGCAUCGGCUUAUCAAGCCUCUUUGCUGGUGGUGGAGGGGUCGCAAUUGGCAGGGCUGGUGCACGCGAAUAUAGCUUCGCUCGCUGCCGCCUGCCUGGACAGUUCUUGCCCUUUAUUGGCGUACACGAGCACGCCGGGCGAGUUGAAUCUGAAACUCUAUCUUACCGACGGAAACCACCAUCCCGGGACAAGGGAUUUGGUGCACGUUGGUGCACAGGUUGCCAGAGCAGGGGCAUUCUUGCACGGUCGUGGCCUCCUGCACAGGGAUAUCGCUGCCAGAAAUUGUCUGAUCGAGCCAAGCAGUCUUCGUGUCCGAUUAGCCGAUACGGCUUUGGCGCGAGAUCUCUUCCCUCAGGACUACCAUUGUCUCGGUGAUAACGAGAACAGACCCAUUCGUUGGAUGGCCUUGGAGACCCUCCAGCACAAUCAGUUCAGCACUGCGACAGAUGUGUGGUCGUUCGGUGUGUUCCUGUGGGAAUUGGCGACGAUGGGCCAGCAGCCGUACGUCGAGGUGGACCCGUUCGAAAUGAUGGCCUGCCUUCGAGACGGUUACCGACUGGCACAGCCGAGGCCCUGCCCCGACGAAUUCUUCGCCGUGAUGGCCGUCUGCUGGCUAGGCUUGUCCAGGGACCGGCCGACCAUGCCCCAACUUCUCGCCUAUCUUCAAGACUUUCACGACGCCCUCGGCGGAUUCGUUUAGAAUCAUUGUUGUUCCUUCGAAACAACAAGCUUCGAGAUCUUUCUCAAGGAAGGAAGGAAGGAAGGAAGGAAGGAAGGAAAGAAAGAAAGAAAGAAAGAAAAGUGUGAGAGGGAAUCGAUAAAGAGGAGAGUACACGAUGGGUUUGAAAAAAAAAAAGAGAAAAAUGGAAUUGAAAAUGCUCACUGCCCAGCGACGGUUAACUAACUAACCUUGUUGUGUCGUUUUGUUCUCGAAAUUUCCUUUUGUCCCCUUUCUUUUCGAAAAACGCGCGCGCGCGAUUCCACGGAUCGAAAAUGAUUCGCUGGUGGACAACGUGUGUAGAUAGAUAGAUAGAUAGAUAGAUAGGUAGAUAGAUAGGAGAAUCCCCUCAGAUGAUGAAAACAUCGACGCGCGUGCACACAUCCGUCCAUAGCAGUUAAAAGAAAAAAAGAAAAAAAAGGAAACUUGAAGCGCACGAUUAUUUUUUUUUUUUUCGUUUUGUGUUUCUUCUCUUUUGCGCGACGCGUGCGGAUGAAAACGCGGUAGAACGCACCUGUGAGCCUGCAACCGGUGCCGCGCGCCACGGUCUUUCGCAGCCACGUGAAAUGUUGCCUAGCGUUGCAUGCGUGUGUCCUUUAUUCUCUCGAAACUUCGCUUCUCUCUCUCUCUCUCUCUCUCUUCUCUUUCUCUUUUCUAAAUACGCAACAUCGUUCUUCCGUCUCUUCGUAUGGCAUGGUUUGAAAAAAGAGAUCAGUUUUUUCGACGCGACUACUUGGCUUUUUGUCGAGUAUGAUUCGAGCGCAACAAUCAAAAAGAAAUUUUGUCCAAUCAAAAGAAAAAGAGAAGUUAGACCCGAUCGAAAAAGUUUCGAAACGAAGGGGAAGAAGGUAAGAAAACUGUCGACGACUAUUUUUUUAAAACUCUUUAUGCUCGCGUCAAUAUUUUCGCGACUGUACAUUUAAAAUUAGUCGUUAAUUCUAAUGCGAGAAGAAGAAGAAGAAAAAGAAGAAAAGGAAACAAAGUUUUUCAAGUUUUUUCUCGAGCAUCUGUGUUUUGCAAAAGUACAUUCGGGAUAUCGAUCGAUGGUGUAACGGAUCACGGUAUUAUGUUACGUAAGAAUAUACUUUUUAUAUAUAUAUAUAUACACACGGAGAAUAAGAAAAAACUCUCGAGCAGAGCGUUAGAGCAUUAGGCGAGCUCGCCGAGUGAAAUUAUCUAUGCGGUUAUCUACAGUGCGCGUGUAUAUACACCGGUGUGCGUGUAUAGGUGGCGUUUUAACCUG
Molecule: messenger RNA, 3710 nt
Organism: Apis florea (little honeybee)
Lineage: Eukaryota; Metazoa; Arthropoda; Insecta; Hymenoptera; Apidae
Product: inactive tyrosine-protein kinase Dnt
Biological process (GO): positive regulation of neuron projection development; multicellular organism development; positive regulation of kinase activity
Cellular component (GO): signaling receptor complex; plasma membrane
Molecular function (GO): protein tyrosine kinase activity; ATP binding
Source: RefSeq, a predicted model, not a curated record